Messenger RNA from Diabrotica balteata, 654 nucleotides. Lineage: Eukaryota; Metazoa; Arthropoda; Insecta; Coleoptera; Chrysomelidae. The record is from the annotation of a GenBank genome assembly.
CGCAAACGUAUGGUUUAUAAUAAAUAAUGCGCUGAUUUUCUGAAAUAUAAUUGCGUGUUUAAUUGGGAUUGCCGUUAAUGAUUGACGUUUAAAUAUAUAAAAUAAAACCAAUUCACUAUUAUAAAUACCUCGUGCCUCUUCUUGGGUACAAUACUGAGAGUGUAUUUUUGUUUAUACUACGCCUUGACAUGAAGAUUCUGUUAAUUUGUUGUACUAUUGUGGCAAUUUGGGAGGUAGCAACUGGUAAGAUUAACUUUAGCGAGUCAUAUGAAGAACAAAUGCAGAAGGUAAUUGACGAAUGCCAGUCUGACCCGGCUACUCGUGCUUCUGACGAUUGGAUACAAUCAGAAGACCUAGAAACUGCAGAAAAUCAAGGGGCUCAUAUAUUAUGCCGCUUGACAAAAAUCGGCAGCGUAUUGCCUAAUGGAGAUAUUAAUUCCGGAGCAAUGGAAGCUGAUCUUUCGAAGGGUAUAUCAAUUCGUAAGAUCGUUGAAAAAAUUGUCGAAAAGUGUGGAAGUCGCAUGCCUGGCUUGUCAGCUGAACAAAGCGCAGUAAAAAAUUUUAAAUGCGUCCUUUCAACUUAUAAGAGUAUGUCGGACGAAUAAAUAUAUAAUUAAAUACAUGCUUUAUUAAUAUAAUUUACUGAAAUGUAAA